This is a messenger RNA of Knipowitschia caucasica, 270 nucleotides long. NCBI's taxonomy places the organism in Eukaryota, Metazoa, Chordata, Actinopteri, Gobiiformes, Gobiidae. The record is from the annotation of a GenBank genome assembly.
AUGGAGGAGGUGAUGGAGGAGGUGAUGGAGGAGGUGAUGAAGGAGGUGAUGGAGGAGGUGAUGGAGGAGGAGAUGGAGGAGGUGAUGGAGGAGGAGGUGAUGGAGGAGGUGAUGGAGGAGGUAAUGGAGGAGGUGAUGGAGGAGGUGAUGGAGGAGGUGAUGGAGGAGGAGAUGGAGGAGGUGAUGGAGGAGGAGGUGAUGGAGGAGGUGAUGGAGGAGGUAAUGGAGGAGGUGAUGGAGGAGGUGAUGGAGGAGGUGAUGAGGAGGUGA